GUGCAGUCCAUGAAUGCAUCACCGACAGAACCGGCGUUGUUCUUCCGGUGUUGGAGGUCAAAAAGCUGAGCCGAAGAAGAAGAAGAAGAAGAAGAAGAAACAGCGAGGGUUGGAGUAAACGACAGAAACCACAAGACAAAUAACUGGAAAUAUGUCCCACACCAUCCUGCUGGUGCAGCCCACCAAAAGACCAGAGGGGAGAACGUAUGCUGACUAUGAAUCUGUGAACGAGUGCAUGGAAGGUGUGUGUAAGAUGUACGAGGAGCAUCUAAAGAGAAUGAACCCCAACAGUCCGUCCAUCACGUACGACAUCAGUCAGCUGUUUGACUUCAUCGAUGACCUGGCCGACCUCAGCUGUUUGGUGUAUCGUGCCGACACACAGACGUACCAGCCAUACAACAAGGACUGGAUCAAAGAGAAGAUCUACGUGCUGCUGCGGCGUCAGGCCCACCAGGCAGCAAAGUAAAGCAGGAAUCACUGUGUGGAGAAUUUAUGUUUACUCUAUCUUACCUGUUGAAAAACUAACUUGUGUGGAGAUUUUUU
Molecule: messenger RNA, 543 nt
Organism: Cynoglossus semilaevis (tongue sole)
Lineage: Eukaryota; Metazoa; Chordata; Actinopteri; Pleuronectiformes; Cynoglossidae
Product: ERH, mRNA splicing and mitosis factor
Exons: 4
Coding region: 152-466 (104 amino acids)
Source: RefSeq, a predicted model, not a curated record